GGGAAGAGGGCUGAGGCGGCAUUUCCGCUUCCGGUCUGAGGUUUGAGGAGCGCGGGGCAGCCACGAUGCUGAUCAAAGUGAAGACCCUGACAGGGAAAGAGAUCGAAAUCGACAUCGAACCCACGGACAAGGUGGAGCGGAUCAAGGAACGGGUGGAGGAGAAAGAGGGGAUCCCCCCCCAGCAGCAGCGCCUGAUCUACAGCGGCAAACAGAUGAACGACGAGAAGACGGCGGCCGACUACAAGAUCCAGGGCGGCUCCGUCCUCCACCUCGUCCUGGCGCUUCGCGGGGGGUUCGCGGCCGCCCGGCCACCCUCAGGCUCCGCGAGGCGCUCAAGGACCCCGAAACCCCAUCCCGGCUCGCGGUGCUGCUCCGCCAGGCCUCCCAACCCCAGGUGCGUCAGAUGGCGGCCGUGGUGCUGCGGAGGCGCCUUUUGGGGCGAUGGAGGGGGACGGACCCCGAGCUGAGGGCCAGACUCCCAUCCCUGCUGGCCGAAGCCCUGGAUGCCGAGACUGAGCACCCAGUAACGGUGGCACUGGCCCAACUGGGAGCACUGGUUUUGCGCCGGGGCGGGGAAGGAGCUUGGGGACCCCUCGGGACUUGGGUGACG
This is a messenger RNA of Cuculus canorus (common cuckoo), 610 nucleotides long. RefSeq names its product NEDD8. Bases 66 to 467 code for a protein of 133 amino acids. The record is from RefSeq and is a predicted model, not a curated record. NCBI's taxonomy places the organism in Eukaryota, Metazoa, Chordata, Aves, Cuculiformes, Cuculidae. Gene Ontology annotation, molecular function: ubiquitin protein ligase binding; protein tag activity. Gene Ontology annotation, cellular component: nucleus; cytoplasm. Gene Ontology annotation, biological process: protein neddylation; regulation of proteolysis; modification-dependent protein catabolic process. The transcript is spliced from 8 exons.